Messenger RNA from Odobenus rosmarus divergens (Pacific walrus), 1961 nucleotides. It is a transcript of the gene SLC6A6, whose product is annotated as solute carrier family 6 (neurotransmitter transporter, taurine), member 6. Gene Ontology annotation, biological process: neurotransmitter transport; taurine transmembrane transport; sodium ion transmembrane transport. Gene Ontology annotation, molecular function: taurine:sodium symporter activity. Gene Ontology annotation, cellular component: plasma membrane. The transcript is spliced from 13 exons. Bases 10 to 1872 code for a protein of 620 amino acids. The record is from RefSeq and is a predicted model, not a curated record. Lineage: Eukaryota; Metazoa; Chordata; Mammalia; Carnivora; Odobenidae.
GAGGAGGACAUGGCCACCAAGGAGAAGCUGCAGUGUCUGAAAGACUUUCACAAAGACAUCCUGAAGCCAUCCCCAGGGAAGAGUCCAGGCACGCGGCCCGAAGAUGAGGCCGAGGGGAAGCCCCCUCAGAGGGAGAAGUGGUCCAGCAAGAUCGACUUUGUGCUCUCCGUGGCUGGUGGCUUUGUCGGCUUGGGCAAUGUCUGGCGUUUCCCGUACCUCUGCUACAAAAAUGGUGGAGGUGCAUUUCUCAUACCGUAUUUUAUUUUCCUGUUUGGCGGCGGCCUGCCUGUGUUUUUCCUAGAGGUAAUCAUAGGCCAGUACACCUCUGAAGGGGGAAUCACCUGCUGGGAAAAGAUCUGCCCCUUGUUCUCUGGCAUCGGCUAUGCCUCCAUCGUGAUUGUGUCCCUCCUGAACAUAUACUACGUCAUCAUCCUGGCCUGGGCCACAUACUACCUGUUCCAGUCCUUCCAGUCAGAGCUGCCCUGGGCACACUGCAACCACAGCUGGAACACACCCCAGUGUAUGGAAGACACUAUGCGCAGGAACAAGAGCCUGUGGACCACCCUCAGCGCCAACAACUUCACCUCGCCUGUCACCGAGUUCUGGGAGCGCAACGUGCUGAGCUUGUCUUCUGGAAUCGACGACCCUGGCUCCUUGAAGUGGGACCUUGCUCUCUGCCUUCUCCUUGUCUGGCUGGUCUGCUUCUUCUGCAUCUGGAAGGGCGUCAAGUCCACGGGGAAAGUCGUCUACUUCACGGCCACUUUCCCGUUCGCUAUGCUCCUGGUGCUGCUGGUCCGUGGACUGACGCUGCCCGGUGCAGGCGCAGGCAUCAAGUUCUAUCUGUACCCCGACAUCAGCCGCCUCGAGGACCCGCAGGUGUGGAUUGAUGCUGGGACCCAAAUAUUCUUCUCCUACGCCAUCUGCCUGGGGGCCAUGACCUCUCUGGGGAGCUACAACAAGUACAAGUACAACUCGUACAGGGACUGUAUGCUGCUGGGAUGCCUGAACAGUGGUACCAGUUUUGUGUCUGGCUUCGCAAUUUUUUCCAUCCUGGGCUUCAUGGCACAAGAGCAAGGGGUGGACAUUGCUGAUGUGGCUGAGUCAGGUCCUGGCCUGGCCUUCAUUGCCUACCCAAAAGCCGUGACCAUGAUGCCGCUGCCCACGUUUUGGUCCAUUCUCUUUUUUAUUAUGCUUCUCUUGCUUGGACUGGAUAGCCAGUUUGUUGAAGUCGAAGGACAGGUCACGUCCUUGGUCGAUCUUUACCCAUCCUUCCUAAGGAAGGGUUUCCGUCGGGAAAUCUUCAUCGCCUUCGUGUGCAGCAUCAGCUACUUGCUGGGGCUGGCGAUGGUGACGGAGGGUGGCAUGUAUGUGUUCCAACUCUUUGACUACUAUGCAGCUAGUGGUGUAUGCCUUUUGUGGGUUGCAUUCUUUGAAUGUUUUGUUAUUGCCUGGAUAUAUGGCAGCGAUAACCUUUAUGACGGUAUUGAGGACAUGAUUGGCUAUCGGCCUGGGCCCUGGAUGAAGUACAGCUGGGCCGUGGUCACUCCAGUUCUCUGUGUUGGAUGUUUUAUCUUCUCUCUCGUCAAGUACAUCCCCCUGACCUACAACAAAGUCUAUGUGUACCCCACCUGGGCCAUCGGGCUGGGCUGGAGUCUGGCCCUGUCCUCCAUGAUGUGUGUCCCCUUGGUCAUGGUCAUCCGCCUCUGCCAGACGGAAGGGCCGUUCCUCGUGAGACUCAAGUACCUGCUGACCCCAAGGGAACCCAACCGCUGGGCCGUGGAGCGCGAGGGGGCUACGCCCUACAGCUCCCGCCUGGCUGUGAACGGCGCUCUCAUGAAACCGACCCACAUCAUAGUAGAGACCAUGAUGUGAGCUCUCGGGCAGACGGGCUGCUUCCCUGCUGUUUACUAACAUUAGAUUCUCAUAGGACCAGGUUUACAGAGCUUUCUAUUUGCACUAGG